Molecule: messenger RNA, 8393 nt
Organism: Triplophysa dalaica
Lineage: Eukaryota; Metazoa; Chordata; Actinopteri; Cypriniformes; Nemacheilidae
Gene: sptbn4a
Product: spectrin, beta, non-erythrocytic 4a
Exons: 20
Coding region: 677-4879 (1400 amino acids)
Biological process (GO): actin cytoskeleton organization
Cellular component (GO): cell junction; cortical actin cytoskeleton; plasma membrane
Molecular function (GO): actin filament binding; phospholipid binding
Source: RefSeq, a predicted model, not a curated record
UUGAGGCGUUUUUCUCCGCUCUGCGCUGAGAGAGAGAGAGACUGCAGCAUGCUGCACUGCAUUCACACUAGAGCACAUGAGAAUCUGCCCACAAAAGCACACGCGUGUCGGUUUGCUAACACUGCAGCCAUCGGAUUCGCCGCAGCACAGAUGUUUGAGCGUGUGAGCUCAUUCAAAGAGGGUAACUUGUGUCUUUAGGUGUCUAAAUCUGCCCCCACACACACACCCCCAGCAUUCACGCACAUCAUCGACUCCUCCCACUUAUCCCCCCCCAUCCAUCCAUCCAGGUCGACAGCAGGACGGUGUAGCGACUCGGCCGCAGCGCUGAAACUGGAGCUUCACCCUGACAGCUUUUGGUUUCCCUCUUGGACCUUGUCGGAUUAUAACACUAUUCUGGAAGCGUCAGCGAGGUUGAGAAGAUUUCUCUAGGAGACUGAACGCUUCGGUGUUUUCUACGUGUGUGUGCCGUUUGUUUUUUCAAAGCGUUGGACUGACGCACGGAUACUGCAGCAGAACUGCAGGGGCCUGCACGCUAACCUGGAGGACAUGAGGACCCAGCAGAACCCCCGCCCCUGAGCUUCAGACCCUGCUGCUGCUGCACAUUCUGCUGAGGUGCUGCUCUCUCAUUUGCUCUGGAGGUUUAUUGGGCUGAGCAGAGCUCUCGGAGGCCAAUAGGAUGCUGACAGCUCGUGAUGGAGCUCGGGAUGAAGCUCAGAAGCUGCACAGGAAAUGGAUGAAGCACCAGGCCUUCAUGGCCGAACUCGCCCGCAACAAAGAAUGGCUCGCCAAGAUCGAACAGGAGGGCGAGGAGCUGGUUCAGGAACAGCCCGAGUUGCGUUCAGUGGUGCAGAUAAAGUUGAAGGAAAUCAGAGAGUGCUGGUCUCACCUAGAAAACACCACUAAGGUCAAGGCCCGGCAGCUGUUUGAAACCCAGAAUCACCGUACUAGUGACGUACCCGUCAACAGCCUCAGUGACCUGGACCAGCAUCUCACCAUCAUACAGGACCAGCCACCCACACUGAGCUCCGCCCAUACCACUCAACCCACCCUUCUACAGCCCCGCCCCACUUUUAGCCAGCAACUGCAGAGGAUUCAAUCGAUGGAAGCCCAGAUGCAGCUUUAUCAGGGUGUUGGGGAAGUGAGAGGCGGAGCUGAUCAGCGAAGACUGGAGGGGGAGGAGCCAAGAGGCAUAGCGGAGACACGAAUCGUGCGUCUCAUUGAGCCUUUGAAGGAAAGAAGGCGUAUCCUUCUGGCUUCGAAAGAAAUGCACCAGGUCACCCAGGACCUGGAAGAUGAGAUUAUAUGGAUUCAGGAGCGGUUGCAUCUGGCCUCAUCUACAGAAUAUGGCACCAGUCUCCAGAAUGUCCAACUGUUAAUAAAAAGCCAUGAGGCUUUGCAGAUAGAAAUGCUGGCUCGGAGAGGGCGGCUGGAAGAAGUGCUGGAUAGGGCGGAGGUUGUCGCUGCUUUGCAAACCCCAGAGGUGGAGAUUGUGCGGGAGGGGGCAGGGCACGUGAGGCAGCUGUGGGAGGUGCUACAGGUACAGAUGGAACGUCGCUCAGUGAUGCUGGAAGCUGUAAGCCACGCCCAGCAGUACUAUACCCAGGCAGCAAAGGCGGAGUCUUGGCUCAGUGGACAGAAACUUCAGGUUCUCAAUGAGGAAAAAGGAGACGAUGAAGUGAGUACUCUUAAACUCUUAAAGGAGCAACUGGCUUUAGAGCAGACAGUGGAGAAUUAUGCUGAAACCGUGAGCUCACUGUCGCAGCUGUGCCGUCGUAUGCUUGAGCUGGGACACCCUGACAGUGAGCAGAUCACCAAACAGCAGGCUCAUAUUGACAGGCUCUACGUGUCUCUGAAAGAUCUGGUUGAGCAGAGAAAGACAAAGCUGGAGCAGCAGUACUGGCUGUAUCAGCUGAAGCGAGAGGUGGAGGCACUGGAAAAAUGGAUCACUGAGAGAGAGGCUGUAGCAAGCUCCACAGAGCUCGGAGGGAACCUGGAGCAUGUCACGAAUCUACAGGAGAGCUUUACUCGGUUCUCGUCUGAGACGCGUUCAGUGGGCCAGAAACAGAUGGAUUCCGUUAACAAAAUGGUGAAUGAAAUGAUUGACUGCAGUCAUUCUGAUGCCGCCACCAUCGCAGAAUGGAAGGACGGACUGAAUGAGUCCUGGGCGGAUCUGCUGGAGCUCAUGGAGACCAGAGCACAGAUGCUUGCUGCCUCAUACCAGCUGCAUAAGUUUUUUACUGAUUGUCAAGAGGUGUUGGUCCAAAUUGAAGGAAAGAUGAGGCAGCUGCCGGAGGUGAGGUCCUGUCAAGUGAGCUCGGCCAACCCUGGCACACUUCAGAGACUCCUGCACUCCUUUGAGCACUCCCUGCAGCUGCUGGUCUCCCAGGUACGUCAGCUGCAAGAAAACGCAGCUCAGCUGCGAGCCAUUUACGCCGGAGAGAAGGCAGAUGCCAUUCUGAGCCGUGAGCAGGAAGUGAUGCAGGCCUGGAAAGAGCUCCUCGUUGCGUGCGAGGGCAGUCGCGUGCAGGUCACCACGGUUACCGAUAAGAUCCAGUUCUUCGCCAUGGUGCGGGAACUGAGCAUGUGGAUGGAUGGAAUCAUGGGACAGAUCGGCCCGGCUGAUAGCGCGAGGGACAUCUCUAUGCUGGAGGGGAUGAUGUCGCAGCAUCAGAGCCUGAAAAUUAAGAUGGACAACAAGGGCAAGAACUUUGUGCAUUGCGUGGAGAUGGGAAAGAUGCUACUCGCGGCCCGUAACCCUGCGGCUGAAGAGGUAAAGGAGAAGCUGGACUAUGUGAUAGCAAAGCAGAAAGAUUUAAAUGACCGAUGGGAGCAGCAAUGGGAGAAGCUUCAACUGGCCCAACAGAGGCUACAGUCUACCCAGGCGGGAUUGGUUGAGCAGCCCUGGCUCACAAUCAAGGAGCCAAUCACUCCAACCACUCGUGAUGCAGGGGGCGGGUCUGACGAGGUAGAGGAGCUGAUUCGCAGGCACGAAGCAUUCCGCAAGGCCGCAGCCACAUGGAAAGACCAUUUCAGCUCAUUGCGACAGGCAGAAAAGUUGAAGGAGGAACAGAACAAGCCCGCCACCUCCUCACUCCUCAGCAGGCAGAUGUUUCCUCUCUCCUGCCUUGUGCCCAGCUCCUCAUCCUCUUCUUCGUCCUCCUCUCUCUUCCGUAAUCCUCUUCAGGACUCGCUUCUGGAGUCCAAGCCCGGGCCGGACCUCAUACACUCCAUUGAACACACAAUGGCACACGCGCUCACCCAGCGGCUUGGGUCCACCCUGAACCCCUACUCACCUGUCAUGAAUGGCUCAUCCUACCUCGGGCUCAACCAGCCACCAGGACUCGUUGGGGAGGGACUUUCCUACCACGGGCUAAAACAACAGGGUGUUUCGGUAUUGGAUAAUUCAAGCUAUCCUGGGUUAAACCAACAAGUUGGUGUCUUGGGGGUCAACAGCUCAAGCUACACUGGAUUAAACCAACAGGGUGCUUUAGGAGACGACAACUCUGGCUACCACAGCCUGAACCAUUUAGGGGCUGUGGGGGUGGUAGAACCCAAAAUGGGAUAUGCUUGGCAGCACCUGAAAGCUGACUGCCUUCAGUCCAAAAUCAACCACAUUCACAAGGUCGUUCCACCUUUACUGGAGGCGCACCGAGCUCAGCUCACCUGUGGAGGAGCAAACAUGCCGGCUCCCCCUAUGGGCAUGGACCCCUCGCUGGAGAUGAUCCACAGCCGUUUACAGAGGGACCCCCGUGGUAGCCGGUCCGACCCGCAGAUGGAUCACCUGAGGCGGGAGAGGGAGUACCGCCUUGGUCGACAGACCUCCAGCGAGCAGGAGAUCCAGGCGCGACUCAAUGAACUCCCACUUAUAGUUAGACAAGAACGAUACCGUCGGAGAAUGGAGAGACAGUCGUCUAGCGAGCAGGAGGGAAGCGGGAAGCAAAGAGUACCAAAACAUGACUCCAGCGAUGCAGAUUCAGGGAGAGAGCCGUCGGACAAGAAACAGUCUGGGGAGAAGCGUUCCACUAUGGCUGAGAUAGUUGAACAAGCUCAGGAGAGAGAAGCUUGCACUGCAAGAGGGGAGAUGUACCGGCCCCCCAGCAGCCUCUCUGCACCCGUGGGCCGCUUGGAUCGACCCCGCGCACGUGAUCGCCCCAAACCACGGCGGAGACCUCGCCCGAAAGAACCAGAGGAGCCACGGAGGUCACGUUCUGCUCCUUCGCAGAGCAUCGCAACUACACCCCAACCUCCUACACACACCAUCCAGCAUGAAGGAUUUCUCUACAGGAAACAUGAGGAGGAGGGAAAAGAGAGGAGCCCUAACAGCAAGUCGUGGGUGAAUCUGUUUUGUGUGCUCAAACAAGGAGAGAUCGGUUUCUACAAGGACGCAAGGCACAGGACCACACCCUACAACGAUGAGCCCCUUCUCAACCUGGCAAUCUGCACUUUUGACACUACCAAUGGAUAUAAAAAGAAGAAGAAUGUCUUCAUUCUCAGGACCACUGCUGAUGGGGAUUACAUCUUCCUGGCCAAGGAUGAGGAGGAUCUGAAGGGCUGGGUCAACAGUAUCAAUGCUAGCCUAAAAGAGAUCGAAGAUAUUGCCAAGUGGGAAAAAGCCACAAACUCCUCCACCGACCCUGACAAAUCAGAGCGCAAGGAGCGAUCAGAAGGAGCGGAGCCAUCCGAGGGGGCGGAGAGGUCAGAGAAGUCUGAACGUUCAGACCGAUCAGAUAAAAUAGAGGCAUCGGACAAAAGCUCAGAAAAGAGGGACGCAUCAGAGAAAGAAAGCGGAGGGCGAGGAGGGAGAGGAAAACGAGGGGAGAGAGCGGAAAGGGGAGAACUGGGUUCCAGGGGUUCCAGCACUUCCGGGAAAAGCAAGUGACUCAUCUCUCCACGCGUUUAUUUGCUCAUCCAUCCAUCCAUCUUUCCAGAGAGAAGACAGGACCUGUGUUUCUCUGUCUCCGUUUCUCUGUUUGUCCUGACAGCCUGAUUUCAGGACGGACGUGUCCCUCGUCGAUGCGUGUCUGUGUGCGUGCCAAUGUGUUCAAGAGAAAGAAUAUGUCAACGGUAUAUGAAAGUAUCCCAGCAAUCAGAGGGCCUGUUUAGAUGCCCCGCUCGACUCUCGCAGAAAAGGCACUUUAGAUUAUUGAGGAUGACUAUAGCCCUUGAUAUUUUAGAAGCGUUUUUAUGAAGCAAUAUACUGUAUGUAGUGACACCGCUUGUUUUAGCUGCUCCGCUCCUCUGAGCUUGUGCAACAGAGAGAGAGAAAGUACUAGAAAGAAAUCUGUGGUAGAUGUGAUUCUCCUGACAUCCUUACGCACCCCCACACAGACAUACACACACUCAGUGCAUUAUGGGUAAAUGUUCAGUAUGGAACGCCAUUCUCUCACCUGAGGCUGUACACGUCUUCCACCCGCUGCUUGUGAUAACCGUUUCAAUCGUCACGUCGAGCGAUUCAGUCCACGCCGAGGAGUCUCAAUCGCAGUGUAAUGACUGUCUGACAAUGUGUGUGUUUGUGUGAAUGUGCACACAGCUCCGUGCAAAAAGGAGCUCAGAUGUAUUAUGUAUAAUCUCAUGGAUCGUAUUUAUUAGGUUAUUGCUAUACAAAUUUAACGUGCAAGGCCCUCUCUAUUCUUUCGUGAACGAAGAGGAGCUCAGUACGAUCAGUCACCCUCCGUACGUGUACAAAUAUGCUGCUUUUUAAUCAUCUUCGCCCCUCACGUCACCUUUUGAUUGUAAAACGAUUAGUACACAUAAAAUAGGGUGUCUGUGACUUUGUCAUGCUAUUAUGAAAAAGAUUGUAUAUAUAUAUAUAUAUAUAUAUAUAAAUAUAUAUUUGUAUAUAUACUAGUAAACGAGAUUUACUUCUAUGAACUGCAGCAACUAAUUACAAUAAAAUGAUCAUUUUGAUCAAAAUACUGAAAUGUAACAAGUUAAAAGAAGAAUUCGAUGUUUAAAGAGCCCCUGGCUGAAUUUAGAUGCGUUUAAGUCGCCUGUUUCGAGGUCUCUUCCAUACACUCAUAGAGACCGAGAUUAUUUUACUGUUUGUUUUUCUUUUGGCCGGGGAGUGAGAUCGGGAUCCUCGUAAAAUCGCUCAGAUGCUCAUCAGAGACUGCGAUCGUUUACCAUUUAAAUAUAGGUACAAAUUACAAAGAAAGGAUACACACUAAAAUAUCAGAAUAAACAGGGAUUCUUGCAUAACAGACAAAUCAAAUUGUUUUGUCAGUGUUUUUCUUUCACCAAUUUGUACUGAUGGUCCGAAGACUUUGGUUUUAAGUUGUAAAUCACCUUGCUGAGGUCAAGCUAACGUUUUUUGAGUUUUUCUACUAGUCGUAGCCGAGUUAAAAAAAAAAUAAGUAAUAUCAUGCAUCACAAUGCCACCUCUAGUCCAACACUAUCUCGAAACCUUCUGCCACAAAAAUAAACAUAAAGACUUAUCUAGAACACUUUUCUAAUACAGCUGACACAGAAUCUCUAAGCAAGAGUCAAAGUGACAUUAUGCCACAAAACCCAAUGCUUCCCCACUGUAAGAAGCCUUAGGAAUAUGCAGUAUUGUCCAUCAAUGGGGUAUAUGCACACAGAGAUAUGACGUCCUUUCGCUGAAAUGUCUGCCAGCUAUGUUACAUCCGGCACCAUAGGGAAAAAUGGUGUAUCGCUUCAGGAUGGAGAACCAAAAAGAAGAAGUCCUUCAGGCCAUCCGUUUCAAGGCAGAUCAACAAAUAUGAAAAAGCAAAGGGAGCAUUUGCACUUACUACAGACAUGAUCACAGAGGCAUAACAAUGCUCACCCGUAGUGCUGUCUGUUCUCUGAAAUUUGAACGUUUUCUUACUAAACAUCAUUAUCACUUAGUGAUAAAUUCCCUUAGUGCUAUGAGAGCUGAAGUGACCUACCUGGCAUGGAUUUUAGAGGAAGUACGUCAUCGUCUCACUUACAUAUUUCCCUACACAGAUUCAUCCACGAUCAGAACACAAAGAUACAGAAUUGAAAAAACAAGGCAGACAGACUCGCGAUGAAAGUACACUUUUUAAAAUAAAGCUGCUUCACGAUGCAAUAGCAGAUCCUUUCUUGUCUAAAUGGUUCCAUAAAGAACAUUUGACAUCCGAAGAACCCUUCUGCUUUACAAAAGGUUUUGUGUGGACAGAUACGUUCUUCAGAAUAUGAAAAGGUUAUACAGAGAUGUUUUUUUCAAGAACCUUUGACUGAAUGGUUCUAAAAUGGUUCUUCUAUGGCAUCGCUGUGAAGAACCUUUAAAGCACCUUUAUUUUCAAGAGUCAAAAAACUGAUCAGCUCCUGGAAAGUGUUGGAUACUUUGAUCUGCAUGUAAAGAUAAGUUUGGUUAAAUUCUAAUCUAAUCUAAAUUGGUCAUUGAAGGUACAGAACAUCAACCUACAGUGAGCAUGCUGACGUUCCUGGUGUCACAUAAAACAAAAGAACACAAGAGAGCGUUUCUGCCUCGUGUUAAACAUACUUUGAUUAUUAGAAACUGCAUAAAUGGAGAGGUAAUGAUGAUACAUGAUUUGUACUGUAUAUCUGUCUCUGAUAAAUGUGAUCGAGUGGACGUGUGUGUUUGUUGUUAAAGUGUUGCCGUUUUUGUCUCUGUUUCGUGUUUGCUGAAGCAACCAGCCAACCAGCUCCCAAACCCCACCACCAAAGCAUAUCCAAAACUGACUUCAUUUUCAGACUCGUCAGCUUUAUCUGUCAUUUCUUUCAGAGUGACCUCAUCUAAGGUCCGUCUGCAAAAAGCACAAUUUCACCAAUCUCUGGAGUAUUAGGAAAGACACCGGAUGCUGUCCAACACCGUGAUUCCUGCAUUUCUGAAAGCAACCACCUGAGUUCACUGUUGCGCUUAUUUCGGUCCGUGAAUCUUUCACCAGUUGGACACAAACUCAAGAUAAUGCUGAAUUACCUUCUUUUGAACGCUUCAUUGAACUUAUUUUUCUAUAUGAUCAAAUGUGGUAUAAAGUCUUCUUUGCUAAGCCUUGCUUCAUUUAUUUAGCAGUGCCACCCGCUUGCCAUUAACCCAGCUUGACCUCACCAGCAAGUCUUUGUUUUUGUUUUUAUUUUGGAAAGAAUGUAAAAAAACAAGCCCUAAAAUAGAGGAGGCUGCGUGUCGGUUCGCCUCCUAAAUCCAAAGUCAGCUGUUUUACACGUGAAACUAAAGAAAAAACACUUAUUAAGUUGCAUGAAAGAGAAUAUAGAGGUGAUUUCUAUGCAACAUUUGUGCAUGUUUAUCAAAAGGGUUUCAAUCUUCAGCAAAGCACUGGGUUUGGAUGAUGAUGAUGAUGAUGAUGAAGAAAUGAGUGGAAUGAGCAGAUGACUUGUAUAGAAAUGUGACAUUAAAUCAUUUAUGAACUGAUAUCUGCACUAAUUCAUAAAUACAGUUGUAUAUAUCGGUG